GCCCCACUGCCAGCCUCCUUGCAGCCCCCGCGUGGGGCCCAAGCCCCAUCCUGAGGUCGGUGCCGGGGGGGUGAGGGCUGCCGGGGGGGGGUGGGCAGCACAGAGCCGCCUCACACCGCCGGGGUAAAAUUCGUCACCCGCGUGUUCAAAGCCGGCUGCCCUCAGCCCCCCCCGGCCUUUGAAGUGCUGCUGAUGCUGGCCACGAAGGUGCCACUUCACACCUCUGGCCCUGCAUAAAGCCAGGGCGGCCGGGGGACACCGGCACUCGGCCCCACAGCCAUGGCCCGCUCGGCAGCCCCUGGCCUCCCGCUCCCCGCCACCGCCCUGCUGCAGGACUGGGGCUGCCGCGGACCCCCGGACCCCGAGGGCUACAGCAGCAGCUCGCCUGCACCCUCGCCCGACUCCUGCGGCCUCUCGUCCCCCGCCACCACCCGGGGACCCUGCCGCGGCCCCGCCACCCCUCGCCUGCGAGGCGGCUCCAGGGGCAGAAAGGGGGUGCGGGGCCCGGGGCCGGGGGGCCCGCGGCAGAGCGCCAGCGAGCGGGAGAAGCUGCGGAUGCGGCGGCUGGCGCAGGCGCUGCUGAGGCUGCGGCACUACCUGCCGCCCGCGCUGGUGCCCGCGGGGCAGAGCCUGACCAAGAUCGAGACCCUGCGCCUCGCCAUCCGCUACAUCGCCCACCUCUCGGCCCUGCUGGGGCUCAGCGAGGAGGCGCUGGCCCGGCGGCGGGGGGCGGCCCCCCGGCACUGCCCCCUCUGCCCACAGGGUCUGGGGUGCUGCCAGGCCCCGGACCCCCGCCUGCACCCACCAGCCCCAGCCCCACGGGAUGCUUCACCCCCUGAUACUGUGGGCUGGGGGUCCUCUCCUAUGGUGGGGACGUCCCUGGAUCUUCACGGGGCUCCUGGCAUGGGGACGGGUGCCUGGGGAUCACCCCCGUGUGGCUCUGCUGCGGGGUCCCCCCCAGAGGUGCUUGGGGUUCCCGACACGGGCAUGGAGGCCUGGGGGUCGCCCCCCUACAUCCCUGUGGUUGGGACCCCCUCGGAGCUGCACGGGGCUGUCGCCUCCAGCGUGUCCUCCUGGCUGUCCCCUCCUCACUGCGCAGGGGCAGGGGCCCCCCCAGACCUCCUCGGCAGCCCCCUCCUGGACGCGGGGCUGAUGCUGCCGGAGUUCGUGGAUGCAGGGACAGGCACCCAGGACCUCUCCACGGACCUGUUCUCCCUCCUGGAGGCUCUGCUCCCGCCACAGCCCCAGGACUGACACGGAUGAG
Molecule: messenger RNA, 1264 nt
Organism: Chroicocephalus ridibundus (black-headed gull)
Lineage: Eukaryota; Metazoa; Chordata; Aves; Charadriiformes; Laridae
Product: mesoderm posterior protein 1-like
Exons: 2
Coding region: 280-1254 (324 amino acids)
Biological process (GO): heart morphogenesis; mesoderm formation; regulation of transcription by RNA polymerase II
Cellular component (GO): nucleus
Molecular function (GO): DNA-binding transcription factor activity, RNA polymerase II-specific; RNA polymerase II cis-regulatory region sequence-specific DNA binding; protein dimerization activity
Source: RefSeq, a predicted model, not a curated record